AUGUUCAUUCUUAGCACGAUACAAGACCUGAUCCAGCUCAAACCCCAGGACUUCGGCAAACCCUCCGCCCAGACCAUCAAAGACGCCAUCAACGACAAAUACAGCAACAAGAUCGUUCCCGGCGUCGGUCUCUGCAUUGCGCUAUGGGACCUGCUUUCCGCCACAGAAGGUCUCAUCGGCCACGGCACGGGCCUCGUCAACAUCAACGCUGAGUUCCGCCUGGCCGUCUUCCGCCCUUUCCGCGGCGAGAUCAUCUACGGACGAAUCAAGAGCUCGAAUCCAGAGGGUAUUGUGAUUGAUUUGGACUUCACAAGUGAAAUCUUCGUCCCGUAUCAGAAUCUCUUUGAGAACUCGAGCUUCAAUCAGGCGGAGAACGUGUGGGUGUGGAACUCGGAUGGCACCGAGCUGUUUCUAGACAAGGGAGAGCCUGUGCUGUUUAGGGUUGAGCAGGAAGAGUGGAUCGACCAGAGGCCGACGAUUGAGCAGAGGAACGAGAACAACGAGAUUGUUGACGAGAGGGGAACGGCUUGGAGGGUGAUUGGCUCAAUGAACCAGGCAGGUCUAGGACCAACACUCUGGUGGGGUGAACAGGAAGAGGAAGAGGAAGGCGAAGACGGGGACGUCGAGAUGGAAGAAGAGUGA
Molecule: messenger RNA, 642 nt
Organism: Ascochyta rabiei
Lineage: Eukaryota; Fungi; Ascomycota; Dothideomycetes; Pleosporales; Didymellaceae
Product: DNA-directed RNA polymerase III complex subunit Rpc25
Exons: 3
Coding region: 1-642 (213 amino acids)
Biological process (GO): transcription initiation at RNA polymerase III promoter; DNA-templated transcription
Cellular component (GO): RNA polymerase III complex
Molecular function (GO): nucleic acid binding
Source: RefSeq, a predicted model, not a curated record